Molecule: messenger RNA, 594 nt
Organism: Meyerozyma guilliermondii ATCC 6260
Lineage: Eukaryota; Fungi; Ascomycota; Pichiomycetes; Serinales; Debaryomycetaceae
Exons: 1
Coding region: 1-594 (197 amino acids)
Source: RefSeq, a predicted model, not a curated record
AUGUCACUUGCUCAAUCUUAUGCUUUGGCCUCCAAAGUGAGGUCAAAAUUGACAAGAGAUGCUCAGGAUCCUAAGUCUUCAUUGAGGAGUUUAGUGGUUCAAGCUAAUAUGUUGGACUCCUUAUUAGACCAUAUUUCAGAAGAAUCUAAGAAUAGAGCAGCCAAAUCCAAAGUUUCUUUCAAAGACGUACCUACUGUUCACCGUGAAACCCCCACCAAAGUUGUGGAAUAUGAAGUGGAUGAUGACUCAGAUUCUGACUCAGACUUUGAUUCGGAUUCAGAUUAUGAGUUUGAAGACGAUGAUGAAGAAGUGCAGCAACCUCAAUUGCGCGUUUACGAAGACGUUUAUGACUCAGAAUCAGAUAGCGAUCUCGAGAGUGAAGAAGAAGACCUAUUCUAUAAACAUGCAUUGCCCGUCAUCUCCGAAGAACCAGAAACCCAUUCACACGCAUCGUCCAUCAACCUCCACACCAUUCCUCGUAGUUUCAGUCAAGACGAGUUGGAAUCAAAAAUCAUGAAUCAUAGCUUAUUCAAGCCUCAUAAUCUGCCGGCGAUGGUGUCGUCAGAAUCUCUUUCUAUGAAACGCAUGAUAUGA